AUGGGAUGGUUUUGGGCUGAAAAAAGUCAGGUUCAGCCUUCAGCUUCAAGCUCAAGCUGCCCUGUGUCUUCAGGACAGCCAGACUCUGAGACUGAGAGUGCAUGUCCAGUUAUGCGUGCGCCAAGUUCUGGAUCUUAUGACGAUAGGAUCAAUCCGCUCAAUAACAUUCCUUUUUCGCUCUCGAGGGGCAAACAGACUGGACAGCGCUUGGAUCUACCCACAGAGCGUACGACCAGUACCAUUCCAAAGGGUGAUCGCAAAAAUGAGCAGUUCUGGGAAUAUCCUUCACCGCAACAGAUGUACAACGCCAUGGUGAGAAAGGGAAAGAUUGAUCCUAACACGGGCGAGGAAAUCCCGGAAGAUGCUGUUGAAUCGAUGGUUUUCGUUCACAAUUUCUUGAACGAGGGCUGUUGGCAGCAGGUGCUUGAAUGGGAGUCGAAAUACACCGAAAGUUCACAAAUGGAACCAAAACUUCUCAAAUUCAUGGGCAGACCUACGGAACUCUCACCACGUGCGCGCUGGUUCCACUUACUCAGUUACGUUUUUCCAUCACAUUUUUCACGCGAUUUGCCAUUCGAUAGACACGAUUGGGUUGUUUUAAGGCCAGACCCCUCUUCUCUUGAUACAGAGAAUCCCGGAUUCAAGAAAGUUCGUUAUAUUAUCGACUUUUACGGUGGAGCUGACGAUGAAGAUGGGUUGCCGACUUUCAACCUGGAUGUACGUCCAGCAUUAGACAGUUUUUCAAGUGCGAAGGAUAGAUUUGAGCAUUGGACGAAACCUAUACUGGAUGAAUACUUAGGACCACGCGAUAAAUAG
This is a messenger RNA of Lachancea mirantina, 816 nucleotides long. The record is from the annotation of a GenBank genome assembly. NCBI's taxonomy places the organism in Eukaryota, Fungi, Ascomycota, Saccharomycetes, Saccharomycetales, Saccharomycetaceae.